UGUUUCACUCUUGCCGCUAACCAACACUAUGCCAUGUGCCGCACAAAUUAGUUAAUUUUUGUUACAUUAUUCGGCAUUUUCGCGAUGUUAUUGCCGCCAGACCGUUUGGAGCACUAUAAAACCAGCUUGGAGCAACAGCUAAAGCGUUUGGCAUCCAGUUUACGGAGUUAUCAAGCGGUUAAAUCAGAAAUACCGGAAUUAUCGAAUCAAGCGAAUCGCUUGUGGGAAUUGAGUCAACGCUAUCGACUGGUAAAAGGUACCAAUCAAGCUGCCGCUUUUGGCCUGCUUUCUGUUUGCCAGGAUGUUUACCAAAGCCUUCGGGACGGCAUAUCAACAUUGGAUUAUGAGCUAGUGCAAAUAUCUGCCCAAGUAAACCAGCUCGAGAAAGAGUGCCUUAGCUUAAAUCAAGAGCAACAUCAAACCAAAACGCCUGCAGUCUUAACAGAAGUACGGAAUUUCCUGGGGGAAUCCCUGGAAUUACUGCAAAACCACGUCAAGUACAUGGAGCUUAAUCUUUGCCAGCUGCAACCCAAGUUUAUGGCUUCUGAAUCGUCUCUGGAGGCCUUCAAAUCUGACCUGAUAAUGCCGGAACACGCAGAAGCCCGAAUUUCCCUGGGCUUGGCCAAAAUCGAGAGACUGAACAAUAUUCCACUAGAAAAACCUAGUCAAUUACUGAAACAAUGAAUCCUUAUGGCAUAGAAAUACCUUCAUGUUAUUUAACCAUUACCAACUAGAAAUAAGCGUGUUCAGUUCGAUUUCAUGAGCUUUUAAUUUUAUGUUGUCUUUAGAAAUUCAACACCCAUUAAAAGCUCAGCAAAUUGUUUUUAAGUUUCAAAGAAAAUCUGGUAGUUUAAAAGCAUUUAAAAAGCAAGAAGUUGAUGUUUAAAAAAAUAAACACAAAUCUUCAUCUCCAACUACACGAUUUGUAUAACAUUUAUUUAUUUGAAAUCUGGUAGAUGUUUGUUUAACUGGAAAUUCCCAUGCAUUGAGAGAAUGAACUUAUGUGAAUUUCUAUAGAAAAUAAGCAAUUAUUUUGGGACUCUAUAAAACUAGCGAUCUUCCUCGUGUUUACACAUAUUCAAAUCGAAUUUCUUUACGGAAAUCAUUGUCAAUAGGUCCCAACUCAGUUGCACUCGCAUUAAUUCAAAGAAAACGUAUAUAUUUUUAAGAAAACUAUAGAAAUUGCACAAUGCACAAAGAAAAUCUUGAAUCGAUUUAGUGCAGUCCACUCAAUGCACAUUUUGUCAAUUAAACUCCAAUAAAUAUGCUUGCUUGCUUUCCAAGAAUGAUUUUAGUUGGCAGCAAAUCAAUUCGCUUUUCUUGGC
Molecule: messenger RNA, 1325 nt
Organism: Drosophila gunungcola (fruit fly)
Lineage: Eukaryota; Metazoa; Arthropoda; Insecta; Diptera; Drosophilidae
Source: RefSeq, a predicted model, not a curated record